GGAGGAUAAUAUAUGACAAACCUGGCAACCCAAACUCAAGCGACAAGCGCGAGUUUUUGAAAGACUGCUACUGGUAGCCUGACUAGCUGGUCGCAGGUGGCCGUAAAAACAUGCACCAUGACACGGAGGACCAGCGGGAUGACCGGCCACCGAAAAUCUUUGGACAGAUUAACUACACGGCAGAAGAGUACCAGGCGGUCCAGAAUGCAUUGCGACAGAAGUUGGGACCAGAGUACAUCAGUAGCAGAAUGGCUGGAGGUGGCCAGAAGGUGUGCUACAUCGAGGGUCACCGUGUCAUCAGCUUGGCCAAUGAGAUGUUUGGCUACAACGGCUGGUCUCACUCCAUCUCCCAGCAGAACGUCGACUUUGUGGAUCUCAUCAAUGGGAAGUUCUAUGUGGGAGUCAGCGCUUUUGUCAAAGUGCAACUAAAGGAUGGUUCAUUCCAUGAAGAUGUGGGCUACGGCGUGAGUGAGGGGCUCAAGUCCAAAGCCCUGUCCCUGGAGAAGGCCCGCAAGGAGGCGGUGACAGACGGCUUGAAGAGAGCUCUGAAGUGCUUUGGGAACGCCCUGGGGAACUGCAUCCUGAAUAAAGAAUACCUCAUAGCCAUCAACAAAAUUCCUAAACAGCCGGCUCCUCCUGUGGAUCUGGCCCAGACAAAGUGCUCGGAUGGUGAGCCGGCCGUGGAGAAUGCCCGCUUCAGUAGCCUGGUGCGAGGCCAGGGGGCGGGAGGGACUGGGCAGGACAGGGCCCCUCUGGAGCAGGACAGGGCCCCUCUGGAGCAGGAGAGGGCCCAGCGCAGGGGAGGAGGCAGGGGGGUGACCUCAGUGUGCCACACCCCAAGCUUUGUCCCCGGAGUUGCAGUUCCUGUGGAUCCGCCCUGCUCUGGCCCCAGACCAGCAGCACAAUGCGUGGACUCUUCCCUCUCUGAAGGACACACUGACCCCAAACAGCUGAGGAAGCUCAAGCAGCAGCAACUCCAGCAGAAGUUCAGACAGCAGAUGGAGGCCAAGAGACUUGACCAGGACCAGGGCCACACUGCCCCUAGUGGACUAGGAGAGUCCUGCAGCAGAGAGGAGCAUCUGGCUGACGACCCGGAGCUGUGGGACUUCACCCUGGAUGGAAUUGAGGAGAUGGAGGCCCCCCCCCACCCCUCCACGCCAAGUAACCACCGGAUGCUGACACGCAGUAAGACUCCUCAAAGAGGGCCCCUUCCCCCCCUCAGACCACAGGACCCCCCCUCACACAGGCGCCCCCCUCAGACCACAGGACCCCCCCUCAGACCACAGGACCCCCCCUCACACAGUCGCCCGACCCAGUGCCACCCUUCCCACCAGCAGCAGCACUACCAGGGCAACAGAGCAGGAGAACUGCAUAGUCCACACAGACAAGGACAGAACAUGAAGAAACGCAAACUGCACCCCUGACUACUUCAAAAAUACAUUUGAUUUGCCUGUGUUGAUUAUACAAGUUUAUCUCUUAAGUCUUAAUGUUUAUUUAUAUGGGUGUGCAAGACAUGUAUUGUUGCUACUAAAUGUUUUACCAAAAAUUGUAAGUCAAUAAAUAUUGCCUGUAUUUUCUUUGCUGUAUGACCUGGUGUAGGAUGUCGGGGGGUCCAGGCAGCAGGAUGACCU
Molecule: messenger RNA, 1631 nt
Organism: Hypomesus transpacificus
Lineage: Eukaryota; Metazoa; Chordata; Actinopteri; Osmeriformes; Osmeridae
Gene: rad52
Product: RAD52 homolog, DNA repair protein
Exons: 11
Coding region: 111-1424 (437 amino acids)
Biological process (GO): DNA recombinase assembly; double-strand break repair via single-strand annealing; double-strand break repair via homologous recombination
Cellular component (GO): nucleus
Source: RefSeq, a predicted model, not a curated record